This is a messenger RNA of Zonotrichia leucophrys gambelii, 2482 nucleotides long. RefSeq names its product zinc finger B-box domain containing (gene ZBBX). The record is from RefSeq and is a predicted model, not a curated record. Bases 376 to 2274 code for a protein of 632 amino acids. NCBI's taxonomy places the organism in Eukaryota, Metazoa, Chordata, Aves, Passeriformes, Passerellidae. The transcript has 20 exons.
CAGCGACAGGGGACAGCGACAGCCCCAGGGACAGCGACAGUCCCCGGGACAGCGACAGACCCCGGGAUAGCGAUAGACCUCGCCGGGGUGAGCCCUGCGGGUUCCCUUCAGGAGCCGAGGCUCCCUGCGCGCAGCCCAUGCCCGAGAGGGGCUGAGAGUACCCGGGCAGGUUGCGGUUCGUUCUUCCCUGCCCCGCCGACUUUUCAUCAGCCUUGAAAAGACACCGAGCGACCGUCGGGACCGAGAACUACCCGCAAACCCACACCGGGCCUUGAGCAGAGCUUUAAAGGUCCUGCUCUCCCCAGGAAGGUGAGACCCACGAGCUCCAGGAGAGUUUCCAAGCACCUUGGCAGCUGAGAAGUUACACUGGGCAUCAUGAAUGUCAAUGAUUUUGUAAUUCUCCCAGGCUCAAAAGCUGGAACCUCAGUGAGAUUAAAAACAAAAACUGUCAAGGAAUUGCAGUUGGAGAAAGCUCAGUUAGAAACAGAAAACAAAGAGAUGGAGAGAAGAUUAUUGCAGCUGCAGUUAAACAUGAACAGAGAAAAAGAAGAGAGGAGGAAGUUGGGUGCUUAUCAUUGGAAAUCUGGGCAGGCAGGACCAAGGACCCCCCAAACCAGAGCUGUGGCACAAAAUAAUGAAAACAGGAAGAAGGUUUCUCCACAAAGAGUGAAGUUACAAGUACUCAAACAGACUGAAGAGCCAGUGAAAAAACCAGUUAAGCCUAAAAGAGGAAAUCCUGCAGCUCAUGAAAAGUUGGGAGUGAAGGGGGUGGGCUACAGACCACCUGAAAUUAAGGCUGGACUGCUGGAACCAGGCUCAGCAUCGAGCAGUGCAAGCCCUGGGAAGCAGGACAGAGGAUUGCUGCUGAGCGGCGCCUUUGAUGAGAAGGCGUCUGCAGAGUCUUUCCAGGAAGCUUUGCUUCAGUGGAGGAAAGGUGAAAGUGAGGCUGGAGGAGCUCUGUGUGCCACUGAGGUCCCACCAGAAGCUGUGGAGAAUUGUGAGGUGCAGACCAAUGUUAGUGCUCUGAAGGAGCCCAUCCAUGUGGAAUUCCAGAAGGAUGGCCUGAGCUACAUGGAGAAACUCCUGCUGAAGAAAUACAGAAGAACUCCUGUUGAUCAAUUUUUUGCAAGUUGCACGAAAGAUUCAAGGCCUGUGCAAGCCCAGAGUGUUCAACAGGAUGGGGCUGAAGGAGGGGGAAAAGGAGAUGAUGAUGAUGAUGAUGAUGGCAUUGAGGAGUUAACAGAUGAAGAGGUGAAGAAAUACUGGGCAUCUAUUUAUAGAGCUGAAGAAUCCAACACUGUUUCUGAAAGUGCAGAGUCCUCUGUGAAAAUUGAGUUCCUUGAUGAUUCUCAGAGCGAGGACUUGGAAGAAUCUUCACACUCUUCAGUGGAGGAAACUGGAGAUGAGGGGAUGAAUAAGCAAGGAAAAACUGACCCACUGGAGAGUGGAAGAGAUCCUGUUUCUCCUAAAGAAACUCCUCAAGAAAAACGGAAUGUCUGCAGUGAUGUUGAAAUAAAUGCAGUGUGGGAGGAGAGCACGGAACCAAAGGCUGGGAGAGGAUCCCUGAGCUGCUGUGGAGAGAGGAAAUCUCCUGAGGAGAUCUGUGACCCCACUGGAGGAGGGAGCAGAGAUCUCCCUGGGGCUGAGCUGAGGAGCAGCAGAGAUCUGGAGACAGAGCUGCAGCAGGGCAGGGUCUGCAACACUCAGAGCUUGGUCCUGCCUGGCACUGCAAAAUCUUCAGCAUUACAGGAUGUAGCCAAAAGACAGAAAUGUGGUUCUACAUCAUAUCAGGGACUUGAAGGUUUCUUUGUUGUAGGUGCAAACCCUAAACAAGAAAAGCUGGAGGCACCUUCUUCCCUGUCUGCUGCCUCCAGCCCUAGGGACAGGACAAUCCCUUUUCCAGGAGAGGAGCAGUGGGUUUCUGAGAGGAGCCUGAGUGAACAUGCUGAUGACUCUGUGGUUCAAGGUGUGUUGGAAAGUCAGCUGAGCAGAGCUGCAAAUGCUUUCCAGGCUCAAAAUCAACUUUCUCAUCUGAUGGCAGCGUGGAUGCCGUGGUCAGACAUUUCAGGCCAUGAAAACCAUUCCAGCUUAGCUUGUGAAGAUGAAACCUCCUCCAGCAGAGCCAUGGAGAUCUCUGGAAAUGCAGAUUUCCAGAACACCCUGGAGCUGGAAGACCACGACACAUUUGAUCUUUUUGGGGACUGGGAGGAAAGCCAAAUGGAUGCUGAGGAAGCAAUUCUGGAGGACAAGCAGCAGGUUCUGGCAUUGCAGUGAACAUGGAAAAGUCAGCUCUGAAUCCACCUUUGGAUGGUUGAGAACCAAGAAGAUCAAGAGGUGUUUUAAAUUCUGCUCAAGACAUCAUUUACUAAGGAAUAUUCUGUAAAGUUGUCAUUAAAACUUCUUGAAAAUACCUUGAUUUGGUUUUAAAAAAAAAAACUUACUAUGAAGAAAUAACAGAAUAAAAGAACUUCUCUUGUGCUGC